Molecule: messenger RNA, 1701 nt
Organism: Alnus glutinosa
Lineage: Eukaryota; Viridiplantae; Streptophyta; Magnoliopsida; Fagales; Betulaceae
Product: probable envelope ADP,ATP carrier protein, chloroplastic
Exons: 10
Coding region: 209-1357 (382 amino acids)
Biological process (GO): transmembrane transport
Cellular component (GO): thylakoid membrane
Molecular function (GO): ATP transmembrane transporter activity
Source: RefSeq, a predicted model, not a curated record
UUUUUAAUCUUAAGAACCGAAAGGUCAAUUUGCUAACGGAAAACGGCUUACAAUAGUAAAAUACACCGGUACACAGCGAAUCGGAGGAUAUUCGGAGAAUUAAAACACGUUUAGCUGUCUAGCUCCUUUCUCGCUCUCUGCAACUGACUGGCUCCCAGCCUUAUCUCUUUUCCUCCCCUACUCAACACUGCAAACUCCGUUCAAAGCCAUGAGCGAAGAGAGAGCCGUUCUAGUGUGCCGCAACAUCCCAAGCCUUAGCGAAAGCUUCAAUUCCGGUUUCACUCAGACCACGGACCACGAGCCGCUAUGGAAGACCGCGCGGCUCAGCUGUACUGCGAGUGGCAGCCGCGGUAAUUUCGCCUGCGUGUCGGUGGCGGAAAAGAGAUACCAGAGGGAGUUCGAGCCGACUCUGGCUCAGCUCCUGAAGCACCCGCUGGCUGUAGCCGCUUGCGUGCCCAAGGACGCCGCACUCUUCGCCGCCGGCGCCAUCUCCGGCGCCGCUGCCAAGACCGUCACGGCUCCGCUCGAACGCAUCAAGCUCCUCAUGCAGACUCACGGUGUGCGAGUUGGGCAAGAAAGUGCUAAGAAAGCGAUUGGUUUCGUCGAGGCCAUAACAUUGAUUGGGAAGGAAGAAGGGAUCAAAGGGUACUGGAAAGGCAACCUUCCUCAGGUGAUACGGGUCAUACCUUACAGUGCCGUCCAGCUUUUUGCUUAUGAAACUUACAAGAAACUAUUUAGGGGAAAGGAUGGUGAGCUCUCUGUUAUUGGAAGACUUGCGGCAGGUGCAUGUGCUGGCAUGACGUCCACUUUUAUAACAUACCCUUUAGAUGUCCUGAGGUUACGGUUAGCAGUUGAACCAGGGUACCGAACUAUGUCUGAGGUUGCGUUAAACAUGCUCAGAGAAGAAGGAUUUGCCUCAUUUUACUUUGGUCUUGGGCCUUCCCUUCUCGGAAUAGCACCGUAUAUUGCUGUGAACUUUUGUGUUUUUGACUUGGUGAAGAAGUCUUUGCCAGAGAAAUAUCAGAAAAGGACCGAAGCAUCUCUACUAACUGCUGUGGUGUCAGCUUCUCUUGCCACGAUCACAUGUUAUCCCCUGGACACCGUGAGAAGACAGAUGCAAAUGAAGGGCACACCUUAUAAGACUGUUCUGGAUGCCUUUCCGGGAAUUGUGGCACGUGAUGGAAUAAUCGGCUUGUACCGAGGCUUUCUUCCCAAUGCUUUAAAAACCCUACCAAAUAGCAGCAUUAGGCUUACCACCUUUGACAUUGUUAAACGCCUAAUCGCAGCCAGUGAAAAAGAGUUCCAGAGAAUCGUGGAGGAAAAUCGCAGUGAACAUGGCCAGAGUGCCAGUAACUGAAAGAGCCUGGGUUUUUGAUGCCUUUGUAUUGUUUUUGAAUAGUCUACUCCCACUCAUUUUUCUUGUGGAGAUCAUGUCCCCUUAGAAUUAGCCAUUAUUUCUGUAUUGUAGUUUCUAAGAAUUCAUGAGGCUCAGAAAAAAGAAAAAGAAAAAAAAAAUCCAAGAAAUUUAACACGACGUUAGAAUUAGGAAUUAGGAUGCCAAUUUUUUGUGGAAUUCAAGCUCCUACGAAAUUUCCUGUUCCUUAUGUGGAUUAUGUUCUACCAAAAACUUCUUGAGCUCCCACUGCUUCCUUGUCCAGGGGCUCUAUUUUGUGAGUUAAUGUAUUAUCCUUUGACUUGAAA